UCCCGCUGUGCGACCAUCGCGGUGUCUUUCUUUAGGAGCGCGAAGGUAGCGUUUGGCCUCCACUGGCGGCGCCUCCCCCUCCGGUGGUUCAUCAUCUGACUGCCGCUUCUUCCUCUUGAUUUUCUGUCCUUCGUCGUUGGUCUGAGAUGGUGGUGGACGGUCGGAGUGGCGACGGCAAGACGGUCUGCGUCACCGGAGCCGGGGGGUUCAUUGCUUCCUGGCUGGUGAAGCUACUUCUGGAAAGGGGCUAUAACGUCAGGGGCACCGUCCGCAAUCCAGACGACCCGAAGAACUUCCACUUGAAGAAACUGGAAGGAGCUGAGGAGAGGCUGGUGCUGAUGAGGGCCGACCUCCUCGAUUACGAAAGCCUUCUCUCCGCCAUCAAAGGAUGUCACGGAGUCUUCCACACGGCCUCCCCAGUCACCGACGAUCCGGAACAAAUGAUCGAGCCGGCCGUAAAGGGCACCAAGAACGUGAUCGAGGCGGCAGGAGAGGCCGGAGUCGAGCGCAUCGUGUUCACCUCCUCGAUCGGCACCGUUUACAUGGACCCCAACCGGAACCCGGACGCGGUUGUCGACGAGAACUGCUGGAGCGACCUCGAGUACUGCAAGAACACCAAGAACUGGUACUGUUUCGGGAAGACGGUGGCGGAGCAGACGGCGUGGCAGGUGGCGAAAGAGAAGGGGGUGGACCUGGUGGUGGUCAACCCGGUGCUGGUGGUCGGGCCGCUGCUGCAGCCCACCGUCAAUGCCAGCACCGUCCACAUCAUGAAGUACCUCACCGGAGCGGUGAAGACGUACGCCAACGCCGUGCAGGCCUACGUCCACGUCCGGGACGCCGCCCUCGCUCACAUUCUCGUCUUCGAGCACCCCUCCGCCUCCGGCCGCUACAUCUGCGCCGAGAGUAUGCUUCAUCGCGGCGACGUCGUCGCCAUCCUCUCCAAGCUCUUCCCGGAAUAUCCCCUACCCACCAGGUGCUCGGACGAAAUCAAUCCAAGGGCCAAACCCUACAAAUUCACCAACAAGCGCCUGGUGCAGUUGGGUCUCAACUUCACGCCGGUCAGGGAAUGCCUGUAUGAAACAGUCACGAGCCUGCAGGAGAGCGGCCAUCUCCCCGUUCCUCAGCCGCUCAACCAACAGAUGCCCAUCCAUUAAAGCCCUCCACAACGUCAGCACCCCGCGGAAGAGCGCAAUCUCAGAACCAGUCAACGCCUUUCUAAAUAAACCCACAUAAUCAAUCAUGGCCUCUGUGCUUUCGUCUACCUGCAGUCAAUGGAAAUAUCGCCAACAAUGGAAGAAGCACAAGGAAGCAACACAGAAGCUGCAGCUAGGCAGGAAAUAUGUCACCCGCCCACAUCUGGUUCUUGUUUAGCAAGUUGUAGCAAGAAGCUUUGGAGUUGCCAACCUGAUCAUAGUCUUUUAUUAUAUACUUGGAAGUUAGGUUUAUAGAUAAUAUAUGAAUUCAAUGAAAGAGGAUUUCCGUGAUGUGAUCCAAUAGAUGAUGAAUGAUAUUUAAAUAUUCAAAAGAGAGUACUGUCAUGUGGAUUAGGUGAAGAAGUCCUGCCAAGUCGAAGUUGAAGUUGGUGUCAUGUCCUAAUCUUUGCCUCUUUUCUUUUUUAUUUCGCCUUGUCUUGGUGUGGGUAGUUGUGCACUCCUUUGAAUAGGGAGCCAGCAGUUGGCAGUGUGAUGGGACUUUGUUGCUUCCUUUAAGAUCGACGUCUCCAAUGCUCACAAACUGCAGCUAUGUAUUACCAAUAAGAUAAUUAAAUGGUAUCUGAAUGUUAGAAUGCAUAACUAGUCCAGUAUGUUUUUUUCUUUUUCCAGCCAAGUUUAGUGCAAAGAAAAUUACUGAACUUCGUAAUGUUUUUUCGUGAUUUGCAUCUCAAGAACAAAAGCCUUAUGCUA
This is a messenger RNA of Nymphaea colorata (pocket water lily), 1904 nucleotides long. Its product is annotated as cinnamoyl-CoA reductase 1-like. Bases 147 to 1154 code for a protein of 335 amino acids. The transcript is spliced from 5 exons. NCBI's taxonomy places the organism in Eukaryota, Viridiplantae, Streptophyta, Magnoliopsida, Nymphaeales, Nymphaeaceae. The record is from RefSeq and is a predicted model, not a curated record. Gene Ontology annotation, molecular function: oxidoreductase activity, acting on the CH-OH group of donors, NAD or NADP as acceptor.